AUGGCUUUCUCAGACUCUGAGGUGGAUGAGGCCUUUGACUACUUGUUCAAGAUCAUCCUGAUUGGAGACUCAAAUGUAGGAAAGACAUGCGUGGUCCAUCGUUUCAAGUCAGGGCAAUACCAUACAAAGCAGCAGAACACUAUUGGAGUAGACUUCACGGUGCGCUCGCUAGAGAUUGAUGGCAAGAAGGUCAAGGUAAGUGGGUGGGAUACAGCAGGCCAAGAACGCUUCCGCACAAUAACCCAAAGUUAUUAUCGUAGUGCCCAUGGUGAUCUUGCCUAUGAUAUGACCAGGAGAUCCACGUUUGAGUCUAUACCUCAUUGGAUUCAUGAGAUUGAAAAAUACGGUGCAGCUAAUCUGGUCCUGAUGUUGAUUGGGAACAAGGCGGAUGAAGCAGACAAGCGGCAAGUUCUGUUUGAAGAUGCUUGCACACUGGCAGAGAAGCAUGGCCUUCUGGCUGUACUGGAGACAUCAGCCAAGGAGGCCCAAAAUGUAGAUGAGGUCUUCAUCCUAAUGGCCAAAGAGCUGAUAGCUCGGAAUACCUUACAGCUUCAUGGGGAGAGUGGCCCUCCAGAAAACAUCCAUCUGGACACCAGGCCAGUGAUUGCCAGUCAAGCUGAGAACUCCAAUUGCUCAUGUUGAUGAAAUGCUCCAAGGGAGGAAAGCCACUAACAUGAUUCCUGAAGCCUACACUAUUACAAGAAGAAUUUUCCUUCUAGCCUUGUGUUUGCCGUAUAUUUGAGACAAGCAGUUUUAGCUUAUUGUCAUUCUCCUGAAGCCAAUGCUGCUUCUCUUUCUUCUGAUGGUCCUGGCAGGCUGCCAUGGCUCACAGUGGCCAUGCAAUCUUUCAACUGAAGAGAAGAAUAUCUGUUGGAAACUAUGAGAAACUAUCAUUGGAAAAGAAUGGUGAAUACCUCUAAGAAACAGGUGGACAUCUUUCAGGUUCUGUGAAGAGCUGUCCUGUCAGGCUUCUACUGGCUUCCAACAGUGACAGUGGAAAAAAGUGUGUUUACCUCUUAAGCACUGUGACAUCUAUCUUUUAUAUUUUAGCUCAAAAGAGUAUGGAUAGUGAUUAACAAAAUUAGUAUGGUUAAAUGUUAAAUAAGUGGUUUUGAUUGGUUGCAGUUGUUUCUUGCCUAGCAAGCCAGUACUUUCUAGUAGUCUAGAUGUAGCUGGUCUUCAGUUUACAUAGGAUUUGCUCUGCCUCUUAUUGCCACCAACCACUGAUCUUUAUAAGCAACUUUAUGUGUCGUUCCCACUUCUUUUUCCUGUUCUGACUUUGUACAGUCCCUGCACUAGUUGUGAAUGGCUGUGACAGUAAAGAAUUAUAACUAACAAGAGUGUGUGGAAAGUUUUCUAUUCUUUGAAAUAGAACGCUUGACUGAAGUUAGUAAAUCCAAGUUUUCCAACUAUCUGUGAUGGUGGCUGGACCUCUCACAAACACUUCAACAGCAUGGAUCAAAACUUAGAUAUACUGAAACAGCAGUUGCCAAGGUGACUGUUCUUUGUUGUGGAUGCAUGGGAACUUGGGGGCAGGGAAAUAACACAUUUUAACAGUGUUACCUUCAAUGUGUUAUUUUUGCAGAAAUGUAAUUACUGGCAAGCUUAUUUUUUCUGGUGUAAUGAGCAAUGUUUAGUUAUUACGCUAGAAUAUUGCUCCUGGGGAAUUUUUGGUUAUUUUUGUGUCUUAAAGUGUUUUUUAAAAAUCUAAAUAGUUCGUUUUCAUAAACCACAAGUAACAUAUUACUGCUUAAAAAACAUUCCAAAUACUGUGGAAACAGAUUUCCCCCCUGUGCUUUAGAGUUGACAUUGACCUUUAAUAUUAUCAAAAAGUGAGUAUAGGAAAUUUUCUGCAACCAUUCAUCUGAAAAAUGUUGGGAACUGUGUGUACUUAUUGUGAUGCUAGGUAUU
Sceloporus undulatus (fence lizard) is the source of this 1911-nucleotide messenger RNA. RefSeq names its product RAB19, member RAS oncogene family (gene RAB19). NCBI's taxonomy places the organism in Eukaryota, Metazoa, Chordata, Lepidosauria, Squamata, Phrynosomatidae. The record is from RefSeq and is a predicted model, not a curated record. Gene Ontology annotation, molecular function: GTPase activity; GTP binding.